Messenger RNA from Williopsis jadinii, 892 nucleotides. It is a transcript of the gene SDH8, whose product is annotated as Sdh8p. The transcript has a single exon. The record is from RefSeq and is a predicted model, not a curated record. Lineage: Eukaryota; Fungi; Ascomycota; Saccharomycetes; Phaffomycetales; Wickerhamomycetaceae. Gene Ontology annotation, biological process: mitochondrial respiratory chain complex II assembly. Gene Ontology annotation, cellular component: mitochondrion. Bases 132 to 524 code for a protein of 130 amino acids.
AACUUUUACCGAUCAUAAAUUUAGCCAACCCCCACUGUAGUUUUUACGCCUUCGAGAUCGCACCCAUAAAUGGAGUAUUCUUUCCAUUGUCGCCAUUAGCGUGUUAAGUAAAAUCGAGAACUAUUUGCAACAUGCUGAGAUUACAAACCCUGAGACUUGCAAGAAGGGUUCCAUUAACGUCUGUGCGUCUUUACUCUCUCAAAUCGGACUUCACAAUCACACCAGGACCUCCAAAGUUACCAAAGGAGGAGCAGGAAGAGUUCGAAAGGCUUCAAAAGAUUGCAGCUUCCCAAAUAGCCAUUGAGGAAUACAACAACUCUAUAUCACAGGAAGAUGACCCAACUGCUGCCCCGUACAUGGACAAAGCCGGUGUAGAUAUUGGUGGAUUCUCCCCAGAGUAUUUCAGAACCAUUCCAGAAUUUGAAGGUGAUGUUAACCCAAAGACUGGUGAAAUUGGUGGUCCAAAGCAGGAUCCUCUCAAACACGGUGAUUACUCCUUCAACGGACGUGUCACUGAUUUUUAAUGAAAACUACUUAUGAAAGGAUGGAUUUAUAUAAGCAUUAUAUAAUUAUACGAACGUCUGCUUAUUGCCAGCUUCCAGCUGUAAGAAGUUUUGCUUUAAUCUUCCAGACGUUUCAGUCAAAAGUUUUUUACUCUCCUUGAGAAUAUCGUUAAUGCUAUCCCAAUUUUGCUCUCCAAAUUCUUGAUCUUCUUCCUUGCGAAACUUUUUGGAGUCGAUCUCUUUUUUGAUAAAGGACAGUUGUUGUGCAAACAAAUUGCGUUGUUUAACAGACUUGUUGAAGGAUAACGUAGUUUUUUGAAUCUCCUUAAACCAUCCCUUCUCAGAGUUGCUCAGUGGUAAAUCGGUACUCUUGUCAAAUUUCUCCGCAA